Molecule: messenger RNA, 2822 nt
Organism: Blepharisma stoltei
Lineage: Eukaryota; Ciliophora; Heterotrichea; Heterotrichida; Blepharismidae
Source: the annotation of a GenBank genome assembly
AUGAUGUCAAUUUUUAGAAGAAGAUUUAGUCUGUAUGCAAAUACUUUUAAAAAAUCAAUCGAGGAGCCAGAAGAGUUCUGGAAAGAAGCUGCGAAAAGAGUAGCAUGGGACAAGCCUUUCAAUAAAGUCUUGGAUUCCUCGAGAGCUCCACUUUAUAGAUGGUUCCCAGAUGGGAAGCUUAAUAUGUGCUAUAACUGUCUCGAUGGUAAAACAUAAAACUUUAAUAACAAAAUUACCUAUGCAGUAUUUCGCCCCUAAGGUAUUAAAAACGUGAUUUAUAGGACAAUUGAACAUAUAUUAAAUGCUUUAUUUCCUAUCCAGAAUUAAUACAGGAUUUGCAUAUGUUAAAAAUUUAAUAUGCUAAUAAAUAAGAGAUUUAGUAGAGAAGCACGCCAGAUUUAGACUUGAUAUAGCAUUUUAAAACGAUGAAUCCAGUUGAAUUCAGCUAUAAAAUAGAUAGACGCAAAUAAAUCAAUUCAAGCAAAAUUAUCUAUCAUUAACGCAUAUAUAAUUUAGUAGUAAUUGCGCUAAAUUAACGGAUUUUAACAGAUUAAUCUCUGCAUAUAGCUUAUUUCGGAUGUAAAACAUGAUAUAUCUCAUUUAAAUUAAUACUAAAAUAUGAGCCAAACUUGCUAGCCAUAUAAAAAUUCUGUAUUUAUUAGGGAUACAAGACUAAAAAUUUGAUAUGAAGGGUAGAGUGAUUUCAUGCUUGAACAUCUCGAUAGGCACGUGUUAGCAGGGGAUGGGAAGAACUGGGGAAUCAUUUAUGAUAGUCCUAUGAUGAAUCGUGUCAUGCACUAUACCUAUGAGGAACUGCUUGAAGAAGUCCAAAAGUUGGCAGGCGCCAUGGCAUUCAAGCAUAAUGUCAAAGUAGGUGACCGAGUUGUUAUAUAUAUGCCACUUGUACCUGAAGCUAUUAUCGCUAUGCUUGCAUGUGCAAGAAUAGGCGCAAUCCAUUCUGUUGUUUUUGGAGGAUUUUCGGCAAAAGAAUUAGCAAACAGAAUUGUUGACAGCAAAGCGAAAUUAAUUAUUACAGCAAAUGCAGGAUUAGAGCCUAAUAAGAUAAUCCCGUAUGAGCCGAUUGUAAAUGAAGCCACUACUUUAGCAGAAGCAAGGCUUCCGGGUGCUGAGCAUAUCCAGAGGAUUGUAUUAAAUCGACAUUUAAAUGUAAAAUUCAAGCUUCAACCUAAUAGAGAUCAUGAUUUCUAUGAAGAAUUGAUGAAUUCUAAGCCAUUCACUUCUGUAAUUAGUGUUUCUUCUACUCAUCCAUUGUAUAUUUUAUAUACAUCAGGGACGACUGGAACUCCUAAAGGUGUAGUCAGAGAUACAGGUGGUCAUGCAGUUGCUUUAGACAAUGCUAUGAAAUGGGUAUAUGGAAUUGACAAAGGUGAUGUGUUUUGGGGUGCUAGUGAUAUCGGUUGGGCUGCUGGCCACACUUGCAUUGUUUAUGGGCCUUUGAUAAAAGGAGCUACAUCAAUCCUAUAUGAAGGAAAGCCAGUAGGUACUCCAGAUGCUGGAGCUUGGUGGAGAGUUAUUCAGCAGCAUGAGGUUAAAAGCUUGUUUGUCGCUCCUACAGGAGUUAGAUCUAUUAAAAAAGAAGAUCCAUUAGGGAAGUUGAUGAGGAGAUAUAAUUUAGACUCUCUUCAGCAUUUCGGAGUCGCUGGAGAAAGAUGUGAUCCUGAUACUGUGCAUUGGCUUCGAGAGCAUUUACCUAAAAAUGCGUUAAUCAAUGAUCAUUGGUGGCAGACUGAAGCAGGAUGGCCGAUGAUUGGAAAUUUCUCAGGUCUGGAUCGAUUUGAAACAAAGCCUGGGAGUGCGACAAAGCCUGUCCCAGGAUGGGACAUGCAUAUAAUAAAAGAUGACUUAACUGAAGCCGCACCUGAUGAGCCUGGGAAAAUAUGUGCAAAAUUGCCGACACCUCCUGGUUUCGUUCUUUCAUUAUGGGAAAGUGAUGAGGCUUUUAUUAAAAAGUACAUGUCUGAAAUCCCUGGAUAUUACUUAUCAGGGGAUGAAGGCUAUAAGAUCUUGAGAUGUUUAAUUAAUUAGGGCUUAUUUUUUUGAUUCCACAGAGAGUGUCACAUAGCUGUUGGGCUUGAACUUAAGUCCUAAAUAUUGAAGUCAUAUGCAAUCUUGCACGCCCAUUUUUAUUAGACAGUGGAGCACUCCUAAAUAAUGACACUCUAGCCUUGCCAACAAAUCUUAUGGGGGCAUGUUGGUUGAGUCCAGACUUGACUCCUGCGCACGUUCUGCUUAAGGGUCUCCCUCUUCUAGAGUGAUAAGUAGAAAUCUUUUGCCUUCAAGUUCUCGGAAGAGCUAAUUUCGAUAAUAUGACUUUUUAUUAUUAUGAUGAUUAUAAAGAUCAAGACGGUUAUUUCAACAUUAUGGGAAGAAUUGAUGACGUUAUUAAUAUUGCAGGACAUAGAUUCAGCACUGGAGCCUAUGAAGAAUGCAUUUGUUUCCAUCCAAAUGUGGCAGAAUGCGCCGUUAUUGGAGUUUAUGAUGAUAUUAAAGGAGAAAUCCCUGUUGCAUUUGUUAUUCCAAAGACUGGAUCACAGCUCUCAGAUGCCGAUUUAACUCAUGAAAUUAUAACGAAAAUAAGGAAAGAUAUCGGAGCUGUAGCCAGCUUGAAAACUUGCAUAAUAGUAAAAAGACUUCCUAAGACAAGAAGUGGGAAAAUUCCAAGAGUCCUUUUAAGGAAAAUAGCUAAUGGAGAGUCUUAUACACCUCCAGCAACUCUUGAAAGCCUAGAUGUUUUAGAUGAAAUGAAAGUUGCAUUAGAAGAGCACGGCUAUCCAAGAAAAGAUUUAAAAUCGGCAGUAUAG